AAAGUGGGUGCACUAUCUUUCCCCAUAUUUUCUUAUUCCCCCUUCUCUCUCCUCUUCCUCCACCCCUCACCUCCACUCCAUCAGGGCCACCUCCAUCCUCUUGCCCUUCAUCUUCUCCUUGUUCUUGGCUUUCUCAGGGCAGGGAGGGAAGGAGAGGAAGGAGGCAAGAGAAAGAUGCUGAUUUGAUUAGCUUUUGGUUGGGAAGAAGAGUUGGUGCAGUUGUAGUUGUGUGUGUGGAGAUGGACCCCAAGUUCCCCACACCCCCACCGCUGAACAAAACGGAGCCCACCACUGCGACGACGACCACCACCACCUCGACCACGCAGCAGCAGCAGCAGCUGGAUCCCAAGGACUACCACCAGCAGCAGCAGCCGGCGCAGCACCAGGAGCAUCACCACCUGCAAAUCCAAUUCCGCCAGCCGCCGCAGCAGGAUGGGGGCGGCGGGAAGGAGCAGCAGCUGCAGGUGGCGGCGGCGGGGGAGCGGAGGCAGCAGGCGCUGGCGCCCAAGCGGAGCUCCAACAAGGACCGCCACACCAAGGUCGACGGCAGGGGCCGCCGGAUCCGGAUGCCGGCGCUCUGCGCCGCGCGGAUCUUUCAGUUGACGAGGGAGCUCGGGCACAAGUCCGACGGCGAGACGGUGCAGUGGCUGCUGCAGCAGGCCGAGCCGGCCAUCGUCGCCGCCACAGGCACGGGCACCAUACCGGCGUCCGCGCUCGCCUCCGUGCCGUCGCUCCCGUCGCCCACCUCCGCGCUCGCCAGGCCGCAGCACCACCACCACCACAUGUGGCCUCAGCCCGCCGCGUCCGCUGGGUUCUCCUCGCCGGGCUUCUUGAAUUCCGCCGGCGGCGCUGAAGCCGCGGGUAUUGGCGGGCUUAUGCAGCGGAUGGGGCUCCCCGCCGGCCUCGAGCUGCCGGGCGGGGGCGCCGCCGGAGUGGGCCUCGGCGCUAGCGGGCACAUCGGGUUCGCGCCCAUGUUCCCCGGACACACCGCGGCGGCCAUGCCGGGGCUCGAGCUCGGCCUGUCGCAGGACGGCCACAUCGGCGUGCUCGCCGCUCAUUCACUCAGCCAGUUCUACCACCAGGUCGGGGCCGCCGGCGCUAGCGGCCAGCUGCAGCACCCGCACGCGCAUCAGCAUCACCAUCACCAGCAGCAGGAGGACGGGGAGGACGACCGCGAGGACGGCGAGUCCGACGAGGAGUCUGGGCAGUAGAAGGUCGUUCAUCCGUGCGUUUCUUGGUGUUCCUUGAAGAGGAGAAGGAUACAAGGAGAGAUAAGUGUAUGCAUGCAGCCACGGGAUGCUUGGAUUAUUGUUCUUCGAGUUGUGAUGGAUUUUUAUGUUCAUUUUUUCUCGUGUGGUAUCAAAACUCAAUGGAGGCCUCUUGCUCCGGGGACUUGUUGGAUCAAGAUCAUCCUCAGUUCUUGUGUACUCCCACUACUCCGUGGAUGAUCGCCCGAGUUUUCUCUCCAAAUUCCAGGUGUAUAAUAGCUGAAAGCCGGAUGGAUUGGAUGGAUCGCCCUUGAGUGAGUGCCUUUUUUGUUAAUCCAAGGUGUGUAGAUAUUCAGGUAAUAUUCCAGUUAGAGAGGUGUUUUUGAUAGGAGGUAUCUGCUAUUAAAGCGACAGAGGUAGUGUAGCGGGCAAUUUGAUCCUCCUCCACAGGUUGUUUCUGCAAUGCAAAUAUGAUACAUAUAAAAUUCUAGUUCCCUGAUUAUGUAUGCCUCUUUGCAUCUUC
Phragmites australis (common reed) is the source of this 1731-nucleotide messenger RNA. Its product is annotated as transcription factor TCP20-like. Bases 240 to 1211 code for a protein of 323 amino acids. Gene Ontology annotation, cellular component: nucleus. Gene Ontology annotation, molecular function: DNA-binding transcription factor activity; sequence-specific DNA binding. Lineage: Eukaryota; Viridiplantae; Streptophyta; Magnoliopsida; Poales; Poaceae. The transcript has 2 exons. The record is from RefSeq and is a predicted model, not a curated record.